CUGUCAUAAAUUUUGGUUUACUUAUUACGGUUGGCUAUACUGAAAAUUGCAGCUGCUCGAUUAUUUUCACACGUAAAAAAAUUUACCAUUCAAUUAUUGAAAAAUUUUGCAGGAAAAAGGCAAAAAACAUCAAAAAGUGAGCAUUAAUUGAAGCAAUAAGAACUUGGGUAAUAAAAUUUGUUACAGAUAUUAUCUAAACAAGAUUGAAGUUGACCAAAGUCGAGCACAAGACAAGUGCUGAACUCGCAAAACAAAGCCAUUGACGUGUGCCCUACAAUAGCAAAGGCAGUAAAUUAUUCGAGACUCCUCGGUAAAAGGUUGGUGGAAAAUAUCCGCAUGUUUGGCGAUGUACAAUUUGUAAUGGAAUAAAAAUUAACAUUGGUUAACCUGAAUUGGCGUCAUGGAUGAUAAUUCGCAAGAUAUUUGUCGCGUGUGCCGUUGCGAGGCACAAUCGGAUCGGCCACUGUUUUAUCCAUGUAUCUGUACGGGCAGCAUUAAGUAUAUACAUCAAGACUGCUUAAUGCAAUGGAUGCGUUAUUCGCAUAAAGAGUAUUGCGAACUUUGCGGUCAUCGCUUCAGCUUCCAACCGAUCUACUCGCCGGAUAUGCCACGCGUGUUGCCUCUACGCGACGUGGCAGGUGGCUUAUUAUCAGCUGUUGCCAAGGCAGCUAAAUCAUGGUUCCAUUAUUCAUUGGUUGGUUUGGCUUGGUUCGGCAUCGUUCCCUUAUCCGCAUACCGUACAUACCGCUACCUAUUUCGUGCUUCUUCCUUUGAGCUGAUACUGUCUGUACCGUUUGACGUAUUUUCUACGGACAACUUGGCUUCGGAUGCUUUCCGCGGCUGCUUUGUAGUCACGUGUACAUUGCUUUCAUUUAUCGGCUUAGUUUGGCUACGCGAGCAGAUAUUGCACGGUGGCGGCCCGGAUUGGUUAGAACGCGAUGAUGCACCAGCAGCAGUAAAUGAUGGUGAGGAACAGCAGCAGCCAGUGGUUGGAAUAGGUGCAGUUGACGGUGAUGGUGGAGGGGUGAAUGACGGACAAGGUGACAGAGCUCGAGACGGUGUUGACGCUGAUGCCGCACGCGCUGCAGAUGACGCUGAAGCUAAUUUACAACCCAAUAGAGAUAACGAUGGUGACAAUGAAGACGCACCGAUUGACAUGCCAAUGAACAAUGCUGCACCAGCUGCUGUUAAUCCAGCUGAGGAAGAAGGAGAAAUACCGCUAGAAUUCGGACCAAGGCCGCAACCACUGCCAGGCGCUGGUAAUAACGGCAAUGGUGCAGGCGAAGACGUUGGCGCAGCUCAAGCUGGUCCAGCUGCAGCUGGUGGUGGAGCUGCUGAAAAUGAUAAUGACAACGAUGAACCUAACUGGAAUCCAAUGGAGUGGGAUCGCGCAGCUGAAGAACUGACUUGGGAACGACUGCUUGGUUUGGAUGGCUCACUAAUUUUUCUUGAACACGUCUUUUGGAUUAUCUCAUUGAAUACGCUGUUCAUUGUCACUUUUGCGUUUUGUCCAUACUGCAUUGGCAAUUUUAUAUUAAGCUCCCUGGACUUGCUGCAACCGGAUAAACCACUAUUACAUUUCCAUGGACUCAUUACUACACUCUUUGGCUACUGCUUCAUUGGUCUAACAUUGGUCAUAUUACACUUCUUUGCACGUCUUUUCCGCAUGCGGCGCGUGCGUUGGGUUAUUGGCCUCUGCUACAUAGUGGUAAAGGUGUCGCUGCUAUCCGUUGUGGAAAUCGGUGUGCUGCCAUUGGUUUGCGGCUGGUGGUUGGAUAUAUGCUCGUUGCCUCUAUUCGAUGCCAGCAUUAAGGACCGCAAAGUAAGUUUUAAGGCAGCACCUGGCACUUCGCUCUUUGUCCAUUGGAUGUUCGGCAUGGUGUAUGUUUACUACUUUGCCGCUUUCAUUUCACUACUGAGAGAAGUUUUGCGGCCCGGUGUACUCUGGUUCCUACGCAACUUAAACGAUCCAGAUUUCAGUCCAAUACAAGAAAUGAUACAUUUACCAAUACUCCGCCAUGUACGCCGUCUUAUUGCCUCUGCCAUGAUUUUUGGUUCUGCUGUUCUAUUGAUGCUUUGGUUACCGAUACGCAUUUUAAAAACUAUCUGGCCUUCAUUUCUUCCAUACACACUAUCCGGAGACUCUGAAGUCAAUGAACUCAGUUUACAGCUACUACUGCUACAGAUAAUUCUUCCCGGCUUCUUCGAACAAUCGCAUACACGCAUCUGGCUGAAAGGUUUACUUCGCAUAUGGUGUGUUUGUGUUUCCUGGUUGCUGGGCAUACGCAGUUAUUUGCUCGGUUCUGAACAGCCUGCCGCCGAUGGUAAUGCAAAUGCAGCUAAUGGCGCAGCUCGAGGUGCUGCUGCAGAUGCACCCGAUGCCGACAAUGAUGCAGCGCCGCAGCAAAAUGCCAACAAUCCGCCAGCUGCUGCUGCACAACCAGAAGCGGCAGGAAACGCCUUCAAUGCACAGCGUUUUAUGCGGGGACCUGCGCCUGCGAUGCCUAUGCCGCGCGAACAUAACUUGGGUGCCGUGCAUCAGGCCAUUAUGCAACGCGAUGUACCAGUCGGUUUUCAACCAUAUGAUCGGCCAACGUUAUUCCCCUUACGCUUGUGUGGUCUGCUGUUUUUCAUGUGCGUUUCGCUGGUAAUUGCCUCGGUUGUUACAUUGACGGUGCCGGUUUGGAUUGGCCGUCAAGUGAUGGCAUUGUGGUCUGUUGGCGGCCAUUUCACAAAUCAAGUAGUUGCCCAGGCGCCAGAGGUAUCACCGCGUCCACACGAGCUCUAUACGGCUGCCUUGGGCACUUAUCUCUGCUGGAUUAUUUCACGCGGUAUUGCCAUCGCUGUGAACUUGCUGCCUCAAGGGCGUGCUGCAGUCAUGGAUAAGAUUAAGCAUUGGCUGCGCGUUGGCGCCUCUUACGCACUGCCUGUACUCAUUUUUGUGCUCAUGUUAGGCGUUAUACCACUUUUGUUUGGGCUACUGCUCGAGCUGGUGGUGGUGAUACCGCUGCGCGUACCCUUCUAUCAAACGCCCAUACACUUUUUGUGGCAAGACUGGGCGUUGGGUGUGCUUUACACAAAAAUCGCUAUUGCUUUGACUUUAAUGGGACCCGAUUGGCACUUGAAACGAGCACUCGAUCGCGCAUAUCGUGAUGGUUUGCGUGAUAUCGAUUUGAAAUUCCUCAUACGUGAGUUGGCCACCCCCGUGAUCACAUGCUUCGGUUUGGCGCUUGCUAUACCAUACGUAAUUGCACACUCCAUUUUGCCCAUAUUCUUUAAAAAUUCUGUGACGCGCCUAGAAAUCUCGCGCGUCGUCUAUCCCGUAUUCUUUAUCAUUGUAGUGGUAAUUGCAUACAUUUACUUUGAGAUUAAACAAUUCAAAAAGUUGUAUGUAGCCAUAAAAGUGGAUAAAUAUUUGGUUGGCCAACGUUUGGUAAACUAUGAACAUCGUAAGCGUAAGCAAGAGGCUGAAGCAGCAGAAGCUGCAGCAGCAGCAUCAUCUUCCACCAGUAACACGCAAGCAGAUAAAGAUGAACCCGAA
This is a messenger RNA of Rhagoletis pomonella (apple maggot), 3541 nucleotides long. RefSeq names its product E3 ubiquitin-protein ligase MARCHF6. Gene Ontology annotation, molecular function: zinc ion binding. The record is from RefSeq and is a predicted model, not a curated record. Gene Ontology annotation, cellular component: endoplasmic reticulum membrane. NCBI's taxonomy places the organism in Eukaryota, Metazoa, Arthropoda, Insecta, Diptera, Tephritidae.